CUCUCCCGUUCCAUGUUGGGCAUUGGUCGCCUCAACAAAUACCCAUUCGCAGAACCAGUUUUCCUUUUUGCUACAGUUUUGUGCACGUUCUGCCCUGAGCAAUGUCGGCCGUAGGGGGAUUGCGCCAUCGAAAGUAGACGCACUCUGCAACAACAACAGCCAACCCGGACGCGGGCUUGCAGGCCAUCCAUCGUCGAUUUGGCCUUGUCGACAUGCCCAAGGGGCCUCGGUUUCGCGACGUCGCCCACAGAAUAUCGGCCUUCGUGACGCGUCCUCAGCCCGGCUCCUCCCACCCCACGCCGAGGGACGAUGCGAGACUAUUAUUCUGUGGCCGAAAUAGGUCAUUCAGCUGGACCAAUCGGGUAUCGCGUAGGACGAACCCAAUAUCUCCUGCGCAUUUAACUGCGUGGACACUCGUGGGCUGCACCAUCGUCGCAGCUUCACUGAUAACUUGGUCGCCAGUAGCAUAUGCUGAAGCGCCGACUGCGCAGCCCAAGAGGUGGAUUCGCUUGGACGAGGUGAAGCAACAUGGCAGAGACUCGGAGCGGAAAUGGGUCAUCAAGGGCACUCGGGUGUUUGACAUUACGGAUUGGAUAGCAGCUCAUCCUGGUGGUCCCGUCAUUCUGCAUGCGGUUGGCUGCUCAAUCGAUCCAUAUUGGAACAUUUUCACCAUCCAUCAAAAGCAAGACGUGUAUGAUGUGCUCGAGGAAUACUUCAUUGGCGAGAUCGAUCCACGAGACCUGGUCGAUGGUAAGGUCGCAGAACAUGACGUCGAAGAUCCCUUUGUGAAUGAUCCUAUUCGAAAUGCCCGCCUGCUGCAGCACACCCAGAAGCCUUGCAACGCCGAGGCACCAGCCGACUCUCUCGAAUCAUACCUUACCCCGAAUGACACCUUUUACGUGCGCAAUCAUCUGUGGGUUCCCGAGUUGGACGAAAAGACCCACACCUUAACUGUUGAGCUUCCCGAUGGGACCGAAAAGGAAUACACUCUCCGUGACCUCAAGCGCAACUUUCAGCCAUUCACCAUCACCGCCACCUUGCAAUGUUCUGGGAAUCGCCGGAAACACAUGACUGCCGGAGCAAGACCUGCGAUUGGCCUGCAGUGGGAUGUAGGCGCCAUCUCAAACGCACAAUGGACCGGUGUUCGUUUGCGGGACAUCCUCCGUGACGUAGGAUUUCCGGUCGAUGGCUGCGAUUCCGAGGAAGCCAAGCACGUCCAGUUUGUAGCCGCCGAAGCAUACGGCGCUUCGAUCCCCAUUGAAAAGGCUCUUGAUCCGAGAGGCGAUGUCAUGCUCGCAUAUGAAAUGAAUGGCAAAACCCUGCCGCCUGAUCAUGGAUACCCCCUGCGAGUACUAGUGCCAGGCAACACAGCGGCGAGAAGUGUCAAAUGGAUCGAGAAGAUCAUCCUGGCCGAAGAGGAGAGUCAUUCGCAGUGGCAACGGCGGGACUAUAAAUGCUUCGGCCCCAAUCAGAGUGCCAAGGAUGUGGACUGGUCGACUGCACCCGCCAUUCAGGAGACGCCCGUGCAAAGCGCCAUCACAUCGAUAAGAGAUAUAUCCCGAAGCUCUCGCCAUGGUCGAAGGUCAUUGCAGGCAUACGGCUUAGAUGAAGAUGCCGUCCAAGUCAAAGGAUAUGCAUUCAGUGGAGGAGGGAGAGAGAUUGUUCGAGUCGACGUCAGUGCCGAUGGCGGGAAGACCUGGCAACAAGCGCGUCUCCUCCCGGAUGAGUCGAAAGGCCACAAAGCUUGGUCAUGGAAACAGUGGGAGUUUGUGGUGCCCAAGCGCCUCGCUGGAAAGCAGUUCGCCGUCAAAGCCGUCGAUGAGACCUAUAAUUCUCAACCAGAAUCCUACGAGGCUCAGUUCAACUUUCGCGGCAAUCUCACCACCGCCUGGCACAAGAUUGACUACUCUCGCACGAGCGAUGGGCCCUCGAGAUAAAGCCGGGUUUGGUUCACUACCCGCGCACCCGGCGGACCCAGGCAGCCGGCAACAAUUUGAUCCCGAGGGCAGAGCGCACCCUGGACACGACUUUUUGGACACCAUGCGAUUCAGCUGGGCAUCGGCGAAUAUGCUUGUGUUUGAAGAAUGAUUUCCACAAGCUUCAGUGCUUUCUCUUCCUCAGUCCUGCGAGUCAUCAAUUGAAGACCCACGGGAGCUCCAUGGAAUGCAAAAUUAUCAUCUGACACUGCUGUUAGCGGGCGAAUUUGGAGUUGGGAAGGAAGGAGACAUGCAUGCAUCAUUCACAGAUUCAUCGUCUCUGCUGAGUGGGACGAAGACAUCGGGCUUUGGGUCCAGAUAUCUGUCGAUGAAUCCGGCCGGAAAAGAGACGGCGACGAAGUCGAGUACGUUUACUAUGGCACUGUAUCCUGUAUCUGUAAUUAGCGUCUUUCAUAAUGUUAAUCCUCC
Cladophialophora immunda is the source of this 2405-nucleotide messenger RNA. RefSeq lists its product as uncharacterized. NCBI's taxonomy places the organism in Eukaryota, Fungi, Ascomycota, Eurotiomycetes, Chaetothyriales, Herpotrichiellaceae. Bases 213 to 1937 code for a protein of 574 amino acids. The transcript has a single exon. The record is from RefSeq and is a predicted model, not a curated record. Gene Ontology annotation, molecular function: oxidoreductase activity; molybdenum ion binding. Gene Ontology annotation, cellular component: mitochondrion.